Coniophora puteana RWD-64-598 SS2 is the source of this 1789-nucleotide messenger RNA. RefSeq names its product glycoside hydrolase family 18 protein. Gene Ontology annotation, biological process: carbohydrate metabolic process; chitin catabolic process. Gene Ontology annotation, cellular component: extracellular region. Gene Ontology annotation, molecular function: chitin binding; chitinase activity. The transcript is spliced from 3 exons. The record is from RefSeq and is a predicted model, not a curated record. NCBI's taxonomy places the organism in Eukaryota, Fungi, Basidiomycota, Agaricomycetes, Boletales, Coniophoraceae. The coding region runs from base 64 to 1413 and encodes 449 amino acids.
AUUGAUUGUACUCCGGUAUCCCACACAUACACCCACAUCCCACACAGCAUCACCAUCCUCAUCAUGCGCGCUUUUACCUGGAUUUCACUGAUCUCCGCUCUCAACCUUGCUUUGGCCGCUCCCACGUGCAAGGCCAAGGGAAAGACGUCGACUGCCGCCGCUCCCGCUCCCACUUCCUCGGGCACCUCGAGCUCUGGCUCUGGCUCGGGUUCUGGCUCUACCACCCCCAGCAACAGCACGGGUGGCAGCAACGGCACCGUCGCUCUCGCCUGGUUCGCUGGCUACCAUGCCGAUGUCUUCCCCAUCUCCAACAUCAGCUGGAACAAGUACACCGCCAUGAACUACUUCGUCGCUGUCACUGCCGCAGACGGCUCCGUCACCCUCGAGUCCUCGGACCAAACUCUCCUUCCCCAGUUCGUCCAGGCUGCCCACUCAAAUAACGUCAAGGCCAUUCUCACUGUCGGAGGAUGGACCGGCUCGCAAUACUUCUCCUCGGACUUUGCCACGGACAGCAACCGCACGGCCGCCGCGCAGACCAUGAUGAAGCUCGUCCAGCAGUACAGUCUCGACGGGCUGGACUUUGACUGGGAGUACCCCAACGCAGCCGGCAUCGGCUGCAACGUUCAGUCUACGCAGGACCCGCAGAACUUCCUGUCGUUCCUCCAGGAGCUCCGCAAGCAGCCUGGCGCUGACAACCUCACGCUUUCCGCCGCUACGGGCGUGACGCCUUGGGCUGGUGUCACCGAUUUGUCUGGGUUUGCGUCGGUUCUUGAUUACAUCGAAAUCAUGAACUACGACGUUUAUGGCCCCGGCUGGUCCUCCGUCGUCGGCCCCAACUCGCCUCUCAACGACACCUGCAUGCCCUCCAACGCGACGCAAGCCGGCUCGGCUGUCUCGGCCGUCGCCGCGUGGUCCCAGGCUGGCUUCCCCGCCAACCAGAUCGUACUUGGCGUCCCCUCGUAUGGGCACGGAUGGUCCGUCUCCGUGCAAGACGCGACGGGCGCGGCCUCGGCCUCGGACGCCAGCGCGCUCGUCGCGUACCCGAGCUUUAACAAGGGCCAGGCCGCGCCCGGCGACAAGUGGGCAGGCGCUGCGGGCACGGACGUGUGCGGGAACGCGACGCCGGCGGGCGGCACGUACGAGUUCUGGGGGCUCGUCGAUAACGGGUUCUUGAACGGCAACGGGACCGUUGCGCAGGGCAAGCUGUAUAGGUACGACGAGUGCACGCAGACGCCGUAUGUGUACGAUCCGACGAGCCAGGUGAUGGUUGCGUACGACGACGCGACGUCGUUUGCGGCCAAGGGCGCGUACAUUAAGAGCGCGGGGCUGAAGGGCUUUGCGCUGUAUGAGACGGGCGGGGAUUAUAAUGAUAUCCUGCUCGAUGCUAUCACGGGCGCGGUGGGCAGCAGCUGAGUUGUCGCGGCCUAGCUGGUGUUAUGAUAUCGCGGCGGCUUGGGUCCCGUCGAUGGAUUUUCUUUUUAUUCCUUUGGAGCUUUCUUACUUUUUAUGCCCGUCGUGCUGGUCUUGUUUUCCUCGGGCUCUGGCAGAUCCACCUACACUUUCUCCCCUCGACUUGGCUCGAGGAUCUCGCUGUACGGCGUUAUGCGCCGUACACGCAUAUAUGCGCCGCCCGUCGAUCGGCUGCGCGGUUCUGUACUACAUCACUAUAUAUAUAGUCUAGGUACUUGAUGUCCUCCCCAUGCUAUUACAGGUUAAUGCUGUGUACGCGUACUUGUCUCUGUUAUACCUGCUCUAGUAGUUGCACUGUCGGCAAUCUAUUGUGAUGUGU